AUGUCGAACCUCGCUGGGGUUUUACUUGCCUUCCUUUUCGUCGUCAGUUACGCUAACUAUGCCGAUCGGUAUGACCGAUCUAAAAUGCCAUGGGAUUUGCGACCUCGAGUGAUUUGCAGAGAUCUACCUCCACCCGAUCAAAUAGACUUCGCUAUCAACCCUGUCCCGAAAUUUGGAGCUCGUGCCAUUAACAUCACGUAA
Messenger RNA from Cooperia oncophora, 201 nucleotides. NCBI's taxonomy places the organism in Eukaryota, Metazoa, Nematoda, Chromadorea, Rhabditida, Trichostrongylidae. The record is from the annotation of a GenBank genome assembly.